UUGUAUUUACAUUACCGAUAAUCGGUAAUUAUCGACAAACAAGUCACUUUCACAAAACGUGUUUUAUUUUUCUUGUAAACAAAAAUACUGUUCUGUGUAUUUAUUUAUUGUAUUUAGAAAAUAAAUAGUUAAAUUAAUUUCAAAAUGGGUAAAAAGGAAGUUAAUAAUGAGAUCGUUAAAUUACGACAUUUAGUACGAAAAUCUCGAGUUCGAAUAAUACACAAUUUAACAAGAGAAAUAAAAAUAUUACGUGAAAAAAAUCAUGGCGAUGAAAAGAAAUUAGCAAAAUUUCAAAGACGCGCCGAAAGACUUCACGACGAAGUGAUGGCGUCAAAAAAAAUUCACGACGAUGAAAUAACAAAAUUUGCCAUUAACAAUGACAAAACAUUGUAUUCAAUUUUAAAUGAAACAUCAUCAGACGCAACACUUCGUGUAACAGCAAAAAUUGCCGAUUUUCCACAAUUAAAAGAACAAAUUGUGUUAUUGAAAAAAAAUUUUCCCGAUUACGAACAAUUUUUGGGACCCGGAAGAAAAAAAUUAAUGAAACAAGAAAUGAAAGCAGCAAAGAAGGAAUUAAAGAAUAAAGAGAAGGAAAAAUUGAAUGAAGAAACGACGAAUGAGGAAAUUGUGAAAAAUGAGAAGAAAAAGAAGAAGAAAAUAGUAACGAAAGAAGAUUCUGAUGAUGAUAAUGAUAAUGAUAAUGAUGAUGAGGAUGAAUGUUUGGAUGAUGAAAUGGAAGUUGAUGAGGAUCAAAAAUCAGAAGUCGAAGAAGAUGAAGAAACCGCGGAAAAAAAUGAAGAACAAGAAGAAGAAGAAGAAAAUCAAGAAGUUUCAGGAAAUAAUGAAACUGAAAGCGAAAAUGAAGAAGAGGAAGAAGAAGAAAAUCAAGAAGUUUCAGAGAAAAGUGAAAGUGAAGAAAUAGAUGAAGAUGAGGAGGAAAUUGAAAAUACUGACAAAAUCGAAGAAGACGAGGAUGACGAAACUUUUGAAGAUUCAAAAACGAAAAAUAAAAAUUUUAAAAUCAAUUCAAAAUCAAAAAAUAAAAAUUUGAAUUUAAAGAAUUUACAAAAUAACAAAAAAUCGACAGAAAUUGUAAAAAAUUCCAAAUUAAAUUCAAAAAUUACGGAAAAAGUCACAAAAAAAUCAUCUCAAAUUGUAAAAAAUGUAGAAAAGGAAAAAUCGAAAAACAAAAAGAAAGAAUCAAUAAAACCAAGGGAAAUACAUCCAGUAAGCAAAGAGGCGACUGUUAAAAGAUUUUCUGAACUUCUUAAAGAAAAUGAAGACGAUGAAAUAGAAGAAAUUGAAAAAAUAAGAAAAUCAUCAAAAAAAAUAAAAAUGGACACAAAAUUUCAAGAACUCGGUUUAAAAAAAGAGGAGGAUAGUUUUUUCACAACAGUUGACGGUGAUCAAAAUUACAUGAGUGUUGUCAUUCCAAAAAAACAAAUACAAAAUUUAAAUGACGAUAAUCGCGAAACAACACAGAUUGGAAAAAAAUUUUCACGAAGUAAAAAUGAAAGUUUCUUUUCAAAAGUUAAAAAUUCUGAAAGUGGUGAACGUUUUGAUAAAUUUAAAAAUAAAUCAUUAGAUCGACAAAAUUUUGAUCGUAAAUUUGAGUCAAAUAGAAAAAGUCGUCGAAAUGCCGAAUUUCGUGAGAAUAAAAAUGAUGAUAGAAGAAAUUCGGGAAAAUUUGAUAAUAAAAGAAUGGAGAAAAAAUCUGCAGCUACAGAUGAACAUUUACAUCCCUCUUGGGCGGCUAAAAAGAAACAACAGGAUGUCUUGAAAAUUGGAUUUCAAGGAAAAAAAAUUGUCUUCGGCGAUGAUUAAAUUUUUUAUGUAAAUAUAUAUAUAUAUAUAUAUAUAUAUA
Molecule: messenger RNA, 1864 nt
Organism: Leptopilina boulardi
Lineage: Eukaryota; Metazoa; Arthropoda; Insecta; Hymenoptera; Figitidae
Product: DNA ligase 1-like
Exons: 2
Coding region: 145-1824 (559 amino acids)
Biological process (GO): maturation of SSU-rRNA
Cellular component (GO): nucleus; 90S preribosome
Source: RefSeq, a predicted model, not a curated record